Molecule: messenger RNA, 624 nt
Organism: Cebus imitator (Panamanian white-faced capuchin)
Lineage: Eukaryota; Metazoa; Chordata; Mammalia; Primates; Cebidae
Product: secreted Ly-6/uPAR domain-containing protein 2-like
Exons: 3
Coding region: 89-376 (95 amino acids)
Molecular function (GO): acetylcholine receptor inhibitor activity
Source: RefSeq, a predicted model, not a curated record
CUGUUGCGCGGGUGAGGGCCAGGGCGGGGUGCCAGCAGGUAUAAGGCAGCCGGCCAGGGUGCCCAGAGCCCCACCUCGCCAGGAGAACAUGCAGCUGCACCAGGGGCUCCUGCUGGCCGCCGUCCUGAGCUUGCCGCUGGCUCAAGCCAUGUGGUGUCACCAGUGCCAGGGCUUCAGAGGGUGCUCCCGCGAGUUCAGAUGCCCCAGGGACUCCACCCACUGCGUCACUACUGCCACCCGGGGCCUGAACAACCCUGGGGACUUGCCUCUGGUCACCAAGUCAUGCCACAGGGGCUGCCCCAAUAUCCACGACCUGGGCCUGGGCCCCUACGUGUCCAUUGCUUGCUGCCAGGCCAACCUCUGCAACCAACAGUGACGGCCGCCCUCCUCCAGGACCUUGGACGCUCGGUCCCAUGGCCCCACCCCAGGCCUGGCGCUCAGGGCCGCCCUCCCUCGAGCCUGGCCAGACCACACCUCGCGGCCUCGGCAAUCACCAUCCAGCACUCCUUGUCCUCGGGGGUCCUUCAUGGAGUCCUGCCUAAAUCUGCUGCUGUCCGAGCCUGGGGCCCUUAGGACCUGCCAUCCCUUCCAGUCCUGACCUCCCCCCAAUAAAAUGGAUCACUU